Molecule: messenger RNA, 882 nt
Organism: Populus trichocarpa (black cottonwood)
Lineage: Eukaryota; Viridiplantae; Streptophyta; Magnoliopsida; Malpighiales; Salicaceae
Product: homeobox-leucine zipper protein ATHB-12
Exons: 2
Coding region: 23-823 (266 amino acids)
Biological process (GO): positive regulation of DNA-templated transcription
Cellular component (GO): nucleus
Molecular function (GO): sequence-specific DNA binding; DNA-binding transcription factor activity, RNA polymerase II-specific
Source: RefSeq, a predicted model, not a curated record
UACAAGUCAUAUAAAUCUCCUCAUGGACAGAUUCAUUCUAACUUAUUGCAACAUGAGCUAUCAAAUACUGAUAGAGGGAGUUGUGGAUUUUGACCAGGCAGUAGCAGGAGAUCAUGCAGAAGCAGCUGAAAGUUUUGCCUGUGUUGAUGAUGAUGAUCAUCAGCAGCAGCUAGAACAAAUUUCAAGGAGGAAGAAGAAGAAGAAGAAGGGAAGCAAGAUGAAUACUAGGAGGUUUAGUGAUGAACAGGUUAGGUCACUAGAGUCGAUGUUUGAGUCAGAGACAAAGCUGGAGCCCAGAAAGAAGAUGCAACUAGCAAGAGAACUCGGGCUGCAGCCUCGUCAGGUUGCUAUAUGGUUUCAGAACAGAAGAGCUAGGUGGAAGACAAAACAGAUGGAGCAAAAGUACAAGACUUUGAAAGCUAGUUAUGACAACUUAGCCUCAAGUUAUGAGUCCUUGAAGAAUGAAAGAGAGUCCUUACUUUUACAGUUGCAGACGGUAAGUAAUCAGCUUGGCAACCCUUGUAAGGGGUUGGAAAGAUGUGACAGAGGCAUUGAUGAAGUUCUUCAUGAUGGAAUCACCAACCUUGAGGUUGAAGCGCAGCAAGGACAAGACAACAGUACUAUAAUGGCCAACGUGUGUGAUGAUAUGAGCAUGGGAAAUGGACAUUCUGGUGAUCAAGGACAAGGAUUUCUCUAUACGGGUUCCCCAGAAUACAGUGAUGGGACAUUAGCAUCAGCCUAUGAGAAAUGCUACAGCACUGAUUCAGGGGCCCCGUUUGAUCUAUCAUGGAACAAUUCGUAUUGUUUUAGUUUCAGGAGUUGAUAAAAAUAUAUUUAAAUAAUUUCAAGACAAUUAAAAUUAUUGGAUAUCUGUUUGGUGAA